This is a messenger RNA of Mangifera indica (mango), 2708 nucleotides long. RefSeq lists its product as uncharacterized. NCBI's taxonomy places the organism in Eukaryota, Viridiplantae, Streptophyta, Magnoliopsida, Sapindales, Anacardiaceae. The transcript is spliced from 2 exons. The record is from RefSeq and is a predicted model, not a curated record. Gene Ontology annotation, biological process: regulation of gene expression. The coding region runs from base 839 to 2419 and encodes 526 amino acids. Gene Ontology annotation, molecular function: RNA nuclease activity. Gene Ontology annotation, cellular component: peroxisome.
UCCUUCUUCCUCUCUUAUGAAUCAUAUUGCUUACAACAAAAGAUUUCUCUUUUUGGUUUCGGGGUUUCGAAUUUGGAUCUUUAAUCAAUAAAUAUUGGAUCGUUUGAUUGUUUGUUGUCUUCAUGAUCUGGGUAUCUGGUUUUUUGUUGGAUUAAUUUAAAGAGACACACUGUUUUCAACAUGGGUACCCUUCAUUUUUUCUCUUGUUCUAGUAAUAAUGUCUGUUUUCGUGAUUUUAUCUGGAUGGUAUUUCUUUCUUUUAUAUUUUUGGUUGCUUGGGUUUGUUCGAUUGCUAGAAAACUCGAGUAUUAUAAUGAAAACUAGGCUUUUAAAUUUUUUUUUUUUCCCUUUAGUUGAUUGAAUUAUCUUGUUCAGUGAUGAUACUUCGUUGAAUGUAGUGUUUAGUAUAAAAAAAGUAAAGUUUAUUUAAAUCUAGCUCAGAAAAAUCUUUGCCAUUGAUGUUUUAUAUUGAGAGCAUAUAUAUUUCAGUCUGAGAAUUGCUACUUGUGUUCUCUUAUAGUAAUUAUCUGUGUGUAAUAAGUGAAAUACAAUAUUGUACAAACAUUUUGCUUUAUGAAUAUCUUUUUUUCUUCCGUUUGUGAGUCUUUAAUUGUUAUGUGCUCUGUGUGGCUUAGAAUCCUUGUAUCGCAAGAUGCAAAUGUACUAUGGUGCUUAGAAUAAUUUUAAUGUAUUAACAAUUAGUGGUCUAAGACGAGUGCUAGCAUUUCUGGGGUGAGGCUGGAUGUGGCUAGAAAUUUGCACCUGAUUGAAGUGAAUUGCUUCUGAUUGUACUUCGUAAUAUGUUGAGUGGAACCUCUGAUUUGCCUAUGAAAAAUUGAUGGCUAAUCUGAGCACAUCAACAUCAAUAGUUUGUUCAGAUUCCUUAGAACAGAAGGGAGUUCAUAUGGUGGAAUCAAAUAUGGACGUGCAAAGUUCAAUGAGCCUGCAAAACCAAUCUUCAGAUGGUCCUGUUGCUAUCCUUUGGGACAUUGAGAACUGCCCUGUCCCAAGUGAUGUCCGCCCGGAAGACGUAGCUGGCAAUAUAAGAAUGGCUUUGCGGGUGCAUCCUGUGAUUAAAGGAGCUGUUAUGAUGUUCUCUGCAUAUGGAGAUUUUAAUUCAUUCCCCAGACGUCUCAGAGAGGGAUGCCAGAGAACUGGUGUCAAACUCAUUGAUGUUCCAAAUGGGCGAAAGGAUGCCGCUGACAAGGCUAUCUUGGUUGACAUGUUUCUGUUUGCUCUUGACAACCGUCCACCUUCUUCUAUCAUGCUGAUCUCAGGGGACGUUGAUUUUGCACCAGCACUUCACAUCCUUGGUCAACGAGGAUAUACGGUGAUCCUUGUCAUCCCUUCUGGAGUGGGUGUUUCAUCUGCUCUUUGCAAUGCAGGUAAGUUUGUUUGGGACUGGCCCAGUGUGGCUCGUGGUGAGGGCUUUGUGCCUCCUGCAAAAGCUUUGAUGGCUCCUCGUGGAGCACCUGAUCUUGCUGGGUACUUAAUGGGGUGCCAUAUUAACGAUUGCACAGAUCCUCAAAAUGAAGAAGAAGCAAUUGUUUAUAGGGGAAUCUUGCAAAGUUAUUACAAAUCUAAAGACUUCUCCUUUAUGUCACAGUCCUUGUCUGAGUAUGCUAGUACAUCUACAAUCAACUUGCCAUAUCUUCCUCCAUCCUUAAGGACCCAAAGUCUACCACCUGGUUUGAAUGAAGUUUCAACCGGUCCUGUGUCUUCUGUUGAACAAAAUGAUUAUACCAUGUGGGUUCAACCUGGAGAUAUUAAUGGUUUGAAAGCACAGAUGGUGAAGUUACUUGAACUUUCUGGAGGGUGCCUGCCUCUCACUCGUGUUCCUGCUGAGUAUCAGAAAUUGUUUGGGAGGCCCCUGUAUGUGGCUGAGUAUGGGGCAUACAAACUUGUAAACCUCUUCAAAAAGUUGGGUGAGACGAUGGCAAUAGAAGGGAGAGGCCAAAGGAAAUUUGUCUACCUCCGGAACUUGAAAGCAGGACCAAGUGCAGUUCUAGCAAGGAAGGAUAAGAAAGUAAAGGGUUCUCAGGAGGAGAAUGUGAAUAUCAGUGGUGCUUGUGGUUCAUCAGAUGAACUUUCCGAUGAUGAAAGAGUGGUUGUUGAAGAACAUGAUGUGGGAAGGAACCAAGUGAAAACAAAUAUAGGGAUGGUGAACCAACCUGAGAUUGAUGACCAAAAUCUCAAGCAGUUCAAGCAUGAGCUGCAAGAGAUUCUAGUGAGCUAUUCUUGUCAGAUUUUCUUGGGUUGUUUUGAGGCAAUAUACCAGCAACGAUACAAGAGGGCUCUAGAUUAUCAGAGGUUUGGUGUGGAUCAGCUGGAGGAGCUGUUUGAAAAGAUGAGCGAUGUUGUUGUCUUGCAUGAAGAACCAGUGAGCAGGAGGAAAUUCCUGGUUGCAGUAGGUGGCUAGAGGAAUGUGACACCUACUGUUCCUUGUAACUUUUUUUUUUUUAAAUUCUCUUCUAACUUAUGUAGAUGCAGUGAUUGAGGUGUGGUUUUUAGUCCUUAAAUCACUAUCAAGGAGUUGUUGUUUUUUCUUUAUUCAACCAAAAUUUCAUAAAAAUGAUAGGAGACUGUUGAUGUUCCUGCAUGGAUUUGAUGGUUUAUUUUUAAAAUUUCCAUGUAAGCCUCAAUCGCAGCCUGUGUAACAAUCUGAUUAAAUUCCAAUGUGAGAUCUGUCAGUAAACAAUUGUUCAGCA